AUGAAGCCCGAAGAUGUCGAAAAAGCUCAUGGCUCCCCGUCCGUUGAGAGUAUGGAGCAGUUUGAACUCAAUAAAAGCGCCUCCAGCAGUUCCUCCGAUGCUACAGUUGUCGAAAAGCCCGAGAUUGAGCCGCCUCGAUCAAGGCUCAAGCAGUAUUUUGCUAGUUUAAAGGGCAUGGAGAAUCGGGGAAUUGAGCGCGUUCCCCUUGAAGAACGGGAGGAAGUUACGCCGUCGACUUCGCUGCAUAUGAUGCUCAUGUGGUUUAGCAUGACGCUCGCGACCAAUAACAUUGUUGUCGGGUCUAUGGGGACACUUGUUCUAGGGCUCAGUUUCAAAGAUGCAGCUUUGUGUGCCAUUUUUGGGUGCAUAGCCGGUGCCUCCAUCAUUGGUUAUAUGAGUACAUGGGGUCCUAGGAGUGGAAAUCGAACUUUGAUCGUCGCCCGUUAUUUCAUGGGCUAUUACCCCAGCAAAGUUUGCUGCGUCCUCAACAUCUUCACCAACGUCGGGUACAGCAUGGUGAACAGUGUCGUCGGUGGCCAGAUCCUAUCAAUGGUCUCCGGUGGCCAAUUAUCGGUCAUAAUUGGCAUCAUUAUCGUCGCAGGCACAAGCUUAGCCAUGGCAUUAUUCGGCAUGCGCAUCUUCCAAAUAUAUGAACGAGUUGCUUGGCUACCCCAGCUCAUGGUAAUCUGCGUCAUUCUGGGCUCAGCAGGACCUCACUUCGACUUCAAUAUUCAAACAGCCGCGCCAGAGUCGCUCAACGCCAAGCGUAUCACCUUCUUUUCUAUAGUUCUAUCUAUCGGUCUCGCAUGGGCUCCCUUAGCCGCAGACUACUACGUCUACUACCCACCCCAGAUGAGGCGCUGGCGAACAUUCCUAAUGACCGUCCUUGGCGCCGCGCAGGCCAUGUCUAUCACCCUCCUUGUCGGCAUAGGACUAGGCACAGUUCUUGCAAGCUCCACAUAUUACUCCAGCAAAUACGGCACAGGUCCCGGAGGCCUUUUGAUGACAGCCUACGACAGUCUAGGUGGGUUUGGCAAAGUCUGUGCUACUAUCAACGUCCUUGCCUUGGUUGCGAACAACACCCCCGGGGCGUACUCCAUGGGCAUCAACCUACAAAUGCUCGGUGGAUUCCUCGGCAGAAUCCCGCGACCUAUCUCUACGACUCUUGCCACGAUUGUCUAUGCUGCGUGUGCUAUGGGAGGUCGUAACUCUCUUUACAGUGUUUUCAAGUCUUUCUUGCCCCUCAUUGGAUACUGGGUUGUUAUCUACGUUGUGAUUGUUGUGCAGGAGGAUGCUAUUUUCCGUCGGCGAAAGGGGUAUGAUUGGUCUGCGUGGAACACUCGCGCUCAACUGCCUAUGGGUCUUGCUGCGAGUGUUUCCUUCUUUGUUGGAUGGGCUGGUGCAAUUGUUGGCAUGUCCCAAGCAUACUAUACUGGCCCAAUUGCGCGGCUCACUGGUGGAGCUGAUUUGGGUCUUUGGUUGGCUGCUGGCUUUACCAUGCUGGCCUUCCCGGCUUUGCGAGUAUUUGAGCUGCGGUAUAUCGGUCGCUAA
This is a messenger RNA of Penicillium antarcticum, 1551 nucleotides long. RefSeq lists its product as uncharacterized. Gene Ontology annotation, biological process: transmembrane transport. Gene Ontology annotation, cellular component: fungal-type vacuole membrane; plasma membrane. The record is from RefSeq and is a predicted model, not a curated record. Lineage: Eukaryota; Fungi; Ascomycota; Eurotiomycetes; Eurotiales; Aspergillaceae. Bases 1 to 1551 code for a protein of 516 amino acids. Gene Ontology annotation, molecular function: transmembrane transporter activity. The transcript is spliced from 4 exons.